AUGGCAAUGGUGGCGGCCGAGGGGAGCGGGCGCAGGGACGCCGAGGCGGAGCUCAACCUGCCGCCGGGGUUCCGGUUCCACCCCACCGACGAGGAGCUCGUGGUGUACUACCUCUGCAGGAAGGUGGCGCGGCAGCAGCUGCCCGUGCCCAUCAUCGCGGAGGUCGAUCUUUACAAGGUCGAUCCGUGGGAUCUGCCCGAGAAGGCGCUGUUCGGCCGCAAGGAAUGGUACUUCUUCACGCCGCGGGACCGCAAGUACCCGAACGGCUCGCGCCCCAACCGCGCCGCCGGGAGUGGGUACUGGAAGGCGACGGGGGCCGACAAGCCGAUCGUGCCCAAGGGCAGCGGCAGGGUGGCGGGGAUCAAGAAGGCGCUCGUGUUCUACUCCGGCAAGGCGCCCAGGGGCGUCAAGACAGACUGGAUCAUGCACGAGUACCGCCUCGCCGACGCGGACCGAGCACCGGGCAAGAAGGGCUCGCAGAAGCUGGACGAGUGGGUGCUGUGCCGGCUGUACAACAAGAAGAACAACUGGGAGAAGGUGAAGGUGGAGGAGCCGGAAGCGGCGGCGGCGCACCAGCACCGGCAGAGCGCGGCGGAGGAUUCCAUGUCUGACAGCUUCCAGACGCACGACUCGGACAUCGACAACGCUUCCGGCAUGAUGCAGAAUAGCUUCGGUGACAUGGUGCAGGGGCAGGCCAUGACCACGAGGAACGGCAUUGGCACCGUGACGGUGAAGGAGGACAACGACUGGUUCACCGACCUGAAUCUGGAUGAUCUGCAGGCGUCCUACAACAUGGCACAUAUGGUGAGUCCGAACCCGGUCCAGACGGUGAACCUGGUGGCUGGGCAAGGCCAUGGCUACCUGCAGUCCAUGAGCUCGCCGUCGAUGAAGAUGUGGCAGACAAUCCUGCCACCGUUCUGA
Miscanthus lutarioriparius is the source of this 921-nucleotide messenger RNA. Lineage: Eukaryota; Viridiplantae; Streptophyta; Magnoliopsida; Poales; Poaceae. The record is from the annotation of a GenBank genome assembly.